This is a messenger RNA of Stegostoma tigrinum, 1620 nucleotides long. Its product is annotated as macrosialin-like. The record is from RefSeq and is a predicted model, not a curated record. Bases 180 to 1442 code for a protein of 420 amino acids. Gene Ontology annotation, cellular component: membrane. Lineage: Eukaryota; Metazoa; Chordata; Chondrichthyes; Orectolobiformes; Stegostomatidae. The transcript has 6 exons.
CAGUGCGAUUGGCUUGCAAGGGUUCAGAGCAACUUUCAUUUCCUGUCACCGACAAGGCAGCAAACGGUUUAGGGUGUGCACAAAGGAAGCCAGGAAAUUCCCAAUUUGUGCCACCAGCCAGGGGCUUGUACCUCUCUAUUCCCGGGAGCAAGAGGCUGAAAACCAGCGCCUGGGGGACCAUGUAUCCUUCCUCCGUGCUCUGUUGCAUUCUCCUAGCCACCAUCUCUGCAGCAAAUGGGAACACAGAGUGUGAUGGGUCUCACUGUCCACCAAGACCAAAACCUGCUACUCUCCUCCCUCCAACUGUCAUCAGUCCAAGGAAACCAGCUACUCUAGUGCCACCAACUGUAAUUGGUCCAGUGACCACCACCAUUCCUCCAACCCCAGCCAAUCACACCACCCACGCUCCGGCCAAUCACACCACCCACGCCCCGGCCAAUCACACCACCCACGCCCCGGCCAAUCACACCACCCACGCCCCGGCCAAUCACACAACUCACGCCCCGGCCAAUCACACCACCCACGCCCCGGCCAAUCACACCACCCACGCCCCGGCCAAUCACACCACCCACGCCCCGGCCAAUCACACAACUCACGCCCCGGCCAAUCACACCACCCACGCCCCGGCCAAUCACACAACUCACGCCCCGGCCAAUCACACCACCCACGCCCCAGCCAAUCACACCACCCACGCCCCGGCCAAUCACACCACCCACGCCCCGGCCAAUCACACCACCCACGCCCCGGCCAAUCACACCACCCACGCCCCGGCCAAUCACACCACCCACACUGUGUGGCCCACCAGUGUGCACCCGAGCCCUGCUCCCUCCUCCAACAGUGGAAGCUACAAUGUGACCAACAACCAAACAGUCUGUGCGUUGGCAAAGCUGGAGAUAAGGUUGCGGGUCCGAUAUCCAACAGCAGAAAGCAAAUCGGCCUGGGGAGAGUUCAUUAUCAAUCCAAACAGGACUACUGCCUCCGGAACGUGUGGCACAGACUCUGUCACCAUGAACCUCACUUUCCCAGAGGGAUUCCUCACUUUCGGUUUCAAGAAGAACAGCAAGCAGCAAACCUUCUCUCUCAGUGCGGUUCACAGUGAACUGAUGUACAGUUUUCCUGAUGCAGCCGGGCCCGGCCGGUACCUCGUGUGGAACAACAGCCUGACGGUGCUGCAGACCCACCUGGGACACUCGUUCCUCUGCUCCAGUCUGUUAGUGAAAGGCAGCAGCUCCUUCUGGGUGCAUCUGAUCAACCAACAGGUUCAAGUGUUCGAGAUCCCCAGCACCCCCAGGUUCGGCCCAGUGGAGCGGUGCCCCCAGGACAGGAGGGUGUCUGAUGUGGUCAUUGUCAUCGUGGUGCUGCUGGUUGUCCUGAUCCUGGUGAUGCUAGUGGCCUACCUCAUCGGCAGGAAGCGGCACCCAGCCGGCUAUCAGAGUAUCUGACCACACUCGCUCUCACCCGGCCACGGGGCAGCGCAGUGGGGUCGAGGGUUUGGGGUCAGACUUUAGGGUCGGGGUUAGGGGCAGGGUACUGGGUGUGAUGUCAGGGCUAAGUGCCAGGCUAGGGGUUAGCGUGGGGGGUGUGGGCAGAUGGUGGAGUUAGGGCAGGGUGGAGGUUUCU